This is a messenger RNA of Nothoprocta perdicaria, 732 nucleotides long. It is a transcript of the gene LRRC10B, whose product is annotated as leucine rich repeat containing 10B. The transcript has a single exon. The annotation marks the transcript as partial. Gene Ontology annotation, molecular function: protein binding. The record is from RefSeq and is a predicted model, not a curated record. Lineage: Eukaryota; Metazoa; Chordata; Aves; Tinamiformes; Tinamidae.
CUGCCGUCGGGGGCGGCCGAGCAGCUGCGCGGCGGGGAGCGGAGCCUCGAUCUGAGCGCGCGGCCGCUGCGGCGGCUGCCGGCGCCCGUGUGCGCCCUGCGCCACCUGCACAAGCUCUACGUGAGCGGCGUGGGGCUGCGCGAGGUGCCCGACGAGCUGGCCGCGCUGCGCCACCUGCGCACGCUGGCGCUGGACGGCAACGAGCUCAUGGAGGUGCCCGAGGCGCUCUGCUGCCUGCCCCGCCUCGUGCACCUCUACCUGGGCCGCAACGGGCUGCAGGGGCUGCCGCCCGCCUUCGCCCGCCUCCAGAGCCUGCGCUCGCUCUGGCUCGAGGGCAACUUCGUGGCGCGCUUCCCCCGCGCGCUGCUCAGCCUGCCGGGCCUGCGGAGCCUGCAGCUGGGCGACAACCGCCUGGCGCGCCUGCCCGCCGCGCUGCCCCGCAUGGCCGGCCUGCGCGCCCUCUGGCUCUACGGCAACCGCUUCGAGGCGUUCCCGCCGGCGCUGCUGCGCGCCGCCCAGCUCCGCGUGCUCGACCUCGACCGCAACCGCAUCGCCCGCUUCCCCGACCUGACGCCGCUGCGCGGGCUGCGCCUGCUCUGCUACGACCGCAACCCGGCCCGCGCGCCGCCCCGCACGGGCCCCGACGUGCGCCUCGUGGGCGAGGGCGCCCGCGAGCUCAUGGAGGCCCGGAGUCAGAGCCUGCAGGCCCAGCGGGAGCAGGAGCAGGAGGAG